Messenger RNA from Notechis scutatus (mainland tiger snake), 952 nucleotides. NCBI's taxonomy places the organism in Eukaryota, Metazoa, Chordata, Lepidosauria, Squamata, Elapidae. The record is from RefSeq and is a predicted model, not a curated record.
GUUCCGUUCUAUUGUUUAUCCCUUUAAACCAAAACUUACCGUAUGGAUAGCGCUUAUGUUGAUAGCCAUCAUCUGGGUCCUGGCUAUUGUCAUCAUGUGCCCCUCUGCUGUUAUGCUGAAGCUAAUAGAAGAAAAGCAUUUCCAGGUCAUUCUUGGCGAGGACAACCAAACCCGUCCCAUCUACUGGUGCCGGGAAGACUGGCCCAACGAGGACAUGAAGAAAAUCUACACCACUGUCCUCUUCGCCAACAUCUACUUGGCUCCCCUGUCACUCAUCGUCAUCAUGUAUGCUCGGAUAGGGAUUACGCUCUUCAACACAGUGCUUGCCUCUGGGAAGCAAGGCCACGAGCGCCACUCCAUAUACAAGAAGAAGUUGAAGGUCAUCAAGAUGUUGAUCAUCGUGGCUCUAUUAUUUAUCGUCUCCUGGUUGCCCCUGUGGACCUUGGCCAUGCUGUCCGAUUAUGCAGAACUGGACGAGGCACAGUAUAAGAUCAUCAAUAUCUAUGUCUACCCCUUUGCCCAUUGGUUGGCCUUCUUCAACAGUAGCGUCAACCCAAUCAUCUACGGCUUCUUCAACAAGAACUUCCGUCGAGGCUUCCAAGCUGCUUUCCACCUGCAGCUCUGCUCUGGGGAGGAGAUACCUCGGGAAAUGUAUUCUCAACGGGCCCAAAGCAAUGCGGUUUUGCCAGCCACCAUUCCCCAGCAGAUAGACCAUGAUCUAUCCUCAUGUGUUGCCGGGCGGUCCACUCAAAAGGGCAACUGGGUGGACAAGACGCAGGUUCUGGUGUUGGAGAAUGUAAAACGUGCUUCAAACAACAAUGACGCUAAACAAGACUUUCUUUGAACUACCUCAGCUGCUGGAUGGAUGUCCCGAUUCAAGGUUUCUCAACUUUGGCAACUUUCAGUUUGGUGGACUUCAACUCCCAGAAUUCUCCAAGCUGGCUGGGGAAUU